UACAAGGCGACGGCCCACGGUUCUUCUUCCUAGCGUGUCUACCACCAUGUUUCUAGACAUUUGGUUUCUACUAACUCUAGCGUUCGUGUCAGCAUUAGAAGUAUUCUCAACAUCUUUGUCUGGUCUCACCAACAGCACUCGUCCAACCGAAUCGGUUACCUUCUGGGCGGCAUGGCAGUCAUGGUCCGAAUGCUCUGAGACAUGUGGGAUAGGCGAGCGGACUAGAAAACGAAUCUGCAUACAUCGUCAAGGCGUGUACGUACCGACAUCAUUCUGCGAUGGCGCGAAUGAGGAAGCAAGUGUCUGUCAACUUCAACGUUGCCCUAAACCGAAGGAAUUAAAAGUAAUAUUCAAAGACAGGAGAACGUUUCCGGAUGUUAUUCGUCUGAUGCCGAGCAGUGAGAAGGGAGAGACUCGGUUGACGGUAUAUUGUUAUGCUCCUGGGUUGCCGGUUAGUCAUGUGAAAUGGAUGAGGGAUGGUGAAGUUAUCAAGUCGGGAAAUGGGAGAGUUGUGCAACACGGUGUACGGAAACCGGCGUCGUCGAGGCGGUUGAAGAUCCGGCCGUUUUUGGAAGAAGACUAUGGGGAGUAUACGUGUGUGGCGUAUGAUGGUGGGGCGAAGAAUGUUAUGUUGCGAAAGAGUUUUACAAUAGUUUCAGUUGUACCAACCACCGGUAUUCCUGUUACCAAAGGACCCACUGGCAUUCUAACACCGUCGACUCGCUCUACUCCUCUACUUCAUACACCAAACUAUGUCACAACAGAACAACCAAUAAACAGACACAAUCACAGCUUUGCAGGCAAGGCAGGCGGGGACAUGAGCAGCAAUCCUUUAAUUUUGAGUCUACCACAACAUCCUACUCCAUCAAUACAAACAGACAGUCACGUAAAACCAUUUACUUCACGUCAAACAUCAAGACAGCAAACUAACACUCCCGAUCCAACCUUGCAUACUUCGUCUUCGAUUGUACACACAACAGAGCCACAAGCAUCUACCGAAGCAACAACACAGGCAAUAGAUACACUGGUAACAAGUGCUACUUUGACUUCAUCGACAGGUAGACAACAGAGAGUGACUUCAAUGAGUGUAAAUAGUCACCGUAGGUAUACAUCAUCGAUAGAAGAUUUAGACGUAACGACAGAAGCAUUGUCGACUGAAACUGUGACAACAAGCAGAAUGGAAAAGCAACAAACAACAACACAAAGAGCAACAACACGAGCAGCAACAACACAAGCAGCAAUGACACAAGCAGCAAUGACACAAGCAGCAACGACACAAACACCUACAACACAAACACAAACAACACAAGCACCAACAACACCAACACCAACAACACAAACACCAACAACACGAACGCCAACAACACAAGCAGCAACAACACAAGCAUCAACAACGAAGCAAGAAGCAACAACUCGAAAGCCAACGUCACGUAAGAGAGCAUCUACACCAACAGUCACUAGAACGCCACCGCCGACGCAACUGACUUUGAAUAAAUUUGUUGCCAUGAGAACAGAUCAAUUAUCGGUUACAACCUCACAUGCGGGCGUGGAUACAUCUGUUUCUCAUACCUCAACACCGUCAACGUCUCACCAGCAUGAGAAUGAAAUACAUUUUGUUAGCGAGACGAAUCUCGACGACGUGGCUACCGAUCCUAUAAUGUCAACGACUUAUUCUAGUACAUCAAGAAUUCCGGUAUUGAGAGACAACACUCUGCCUACUAUUGCAGACGUUAGAAACAACGAGUUGGAAGUUCAAGCAGGUAUAUCUUCGGACAACAAGCUUUUGAUCAUUGUAGGAGCUGCGAGUGUCGGAGCUUUUGUGGUGCUGACGUCACUUGUUGUUUCGUGUCUCGUGUGCAGCAAGAGACGGAAGAAGUAUUCCCCAAAUCGGAGAGGGAGUGGCCACGUGAGGAGUUCGUCGUUUGCCACCUGUGACAAGGAGAGAUACAAUUCGUUCGAGUCAGCUAUGAAGUUCUCGCCGUCAAUGGCGAGCAGUAUGACCCACUUGUCGAGACAUCUCGACGAUUCCGGUCUCACCGUCUACGGCGAAAUGGGCGUUAGGAGGAAAUCGAGUUUCAUGGUGAGCGACAUUGUACCUCCCGACAUGGCAAUACAACAGAGAAAGGCAUCAUUGUCUGAUGCUAUUCACGCAUUGGAUCCCAUGUGGGGCAACUCCGAGAGGCAGUUGCCGCUCUCGGCGGUCAACGAAGAUUCUACUCACGCUAGUGGAGUAGAUCAGGUGGACGCAUCGAGGCGGAGCGAAACGCCAUUGAAUGUGAUAGCAAAUGGAGACGUUCCGCAUUCGAUCGGUUUGCUUCAUUCGAGUUUGCCCGACAAUCUGGUGACCGACUCGGACUCAACGGGAGUCGAACGUGCGUUGACAGAUCCGGUAGUCAGACCUAAUUGUGAGGUCGCUCCGAAGCUGGAUACCUCGGACGAACCAACUGCAACAACAACAGCACCAACACCUGUAGGGUCGGCAAUCAAUCUAGAACAACAAAAGGCAGAACAUUCUGUCAUAAUGCUAUCGGGAGAGGUAAACCAACUAGCCACUGAUGAUGCAUCUAGUCAGCAUUUGGAAUACAGCUUGAGUGAUAUCUCAAUCACAGAUAGUGAACAAAAUGAGGAUGACAACAACUCUGUGGCGAUGCCCGAGGAUUUGGUCGCCGACUGUUAACUGAACGAGAUCUGGAGAUGUCAGUGGAGUUACCCGACUUUAUGAGACAUGCUUGGGGCAUGUGUUGUCUUUUAAUUAAUUUAGUUAAUUAGAUAUGUAGCAAUAUGUACACAACAGAUUAGCAUUGAUAUUAAUGGUAUGUACUAGAAGAAUGGCCACGUUUCGGUGGCUCUGCUCUAUGUUUGUAGAAAGUGUUCUAAAAUAGAUAUCUAGUCCAUAGUAGACUGUUUGUGUAAAAUACACAUUUUGAAUCAUUCA
Messenger RNA from Corticium candelabrum, 2935 nucleotides. RefSeq lists its product as uncharacterized. The coding region runs from base 47 to 2677 and encodes 876 amino acids. The transcript has 6 exons. The record is from RefSeq and is a predicted model, not a curated record. NCBI's taxonomy places the organism in Eukaryota, Metazoa, Porifera, Homoscleromorpha, Homosclerophorida, Plakinidae.